UCUAUCGAUAGUAUCGGUGUGGUGCUGUCGAUGGUUUGACUGCUCUAUUGGGGAUUCGGUUUGUUGUGAAAUUUCCAGCCUGAUUUACGGUGGCCAUGGACGAAAGCUCGCGCCAACACAUGGAGGACUGCUUCCUGCGCAGUCCCAACGACAUCCGCACCACCAACGUGCCCGCGGUGCCGAAAUCGCAGGCGGCGGACAACAAGUCCCGGAAAACGGAGCUCCACGUCCUUCGACUCAAUGACGAGUCCCGCCAGAUGACCAUGGACACGUUGCGUCAGAUCCACGGACCGGACUUCCGGCUGGACGACAUCAGCAAGUACAAGGAUCGCGGACGCGGAGGCCACGGCGUGAAGCACUCUUACUGGCAGGAUCGCGGCACUCUGGUUGUGCAGAGUGUCCAGGGCGUGAGCUCCUCGCGUGGCGACGACAGCGACGGCGAUCGUCUGCGCCGCUAUGCUCUGGCCAAGCUGGAGAACUAUGGCUUCCAGGCCGUCCACUGUCUGGAGGCCUACGAUCACUGCUCCGGCGACACAGAGGCCGCGCUGCUGCUGCUGUACCGCCGCUACAUGCGCAUCCCGGAGAAGGAGGAGCUACCCCUCGAGCCGCCCGGCGAGCAGGAGCUGCUCGAUAUGCGAGCGGACGAGAAGGAGGCUUUGGAGUCCAUCUACGACAAGGCGUACGAGGAACGGGAAGCGAACCGCGUGUGGAAUCUCAAGUUCCGCAUCGACCACCUGCUCGCCCACAGUCCCUCAGAGGUGCGGAAGGCCAGGGAGGCGGUUCUGGCAGCUGCCGCAGCUGCUGCUCAAGCAGCACACGAAAAGAAGAAGGCGCCCCAGCGGUGUCGCAACUUUGACCGCGACGGCACCUGCAGGUUCGGUCCCAAGUGCCGCUUCGCUCACCUGCCGCCACAGCCCACGGAAACGGAUACUCCUAAGAAGGACAGCGUUGACGAGAACGACAACGAGCUGUGGUUCCACGUGGAGGUGCGCUUUCCGCCGGGGAGUCGCUACCCGUACGAGGCGCCCUUCGUCUACCUGAAAACCACCUGCCACGACAUCCCGCACGAGUUGCGCCUGCGCUACGCCCGCCAUCUGUACAGGGAAGCCAGGGAGAUCUGCCGCGAUGGCAUUCCCUGCGUGUACAGCAUCUGCGAUCUGCUGCAGUCCAACGAACAGCUGGCCGGUCGACUGGACACCACUGCCUUUCCCUCGCCGAAGCGCUCGCUCUUCCACGACGAGGCGGAGGGCGGUGGAUCGGAUCUGGGUGGAGAGAAUCAGCAGGCACCGAAGCCCUCUCACUACGCCCGCGGUCAAACGUCGCGCAACGAGGGUGGCCACCAGCGGAAUGCGGAGGCGCAGGCCCGGGAGAACCGCCGCCUGCUGCAGCAGUUCGUGGAGCGGCGGAAGGAGGAGCGCUACCAGAAGGUCAUCGAUGGCCGGAAACAGCUGCCCGCCUUCGCGGAAAUCGAACGCAUUCUGGCGCUGAUCGAAAGCUCGCCCGUGGUGGUGAUAUCCGGAGAAACGGGCUGCGGCAAGAGCACCCAAGUGCCGCAGUUCAUCCUGGACAACUGGUUCUUCCGCGCUCUGCAACUGUCUCCGAAGGAGAACCUGCCGCACGUGGAGAUCAUCUGCACGCAACCGCGACGGCUUUCGGCCAUCGGAGUGGCGGAGCGCGUGGCGGCCGAGCGUCUGGAUCGCAUUGGCCAACUGGUGGGCUACCAGAUCCGGCUGGAGAACAAGGUGUCGCAGAGCACGCGCCUCAGCUUCUGCACCACUGGAAUCCUGCUGAGGCGACUGGCCUCCGAUCCGCUGCUGGGAAGCGUCACCCAUGUCAUCGUGGACGAGGUGCACGAGCGCUCCGAGGAGUCCGACUUCCUGCUGCUCAUCCUCAAGAACUUGCUGCGUGAACGCAAAGACCUGAAAGUGAUACUCAUGUCGGCCACCCUCAAUGCUGCCCUCUUCUCGGAUUACUUCGGCGGGGCGCCCGUGCUGGAUAUUCCUGGCCGCACCUUCCCCGUUCAGCAGCUCUUCCUGGAGGACAUCUUGGAGAUGAGCGACUUUGUCAUGGAGUACGACACCAAAUACUGCCGCAAGCUAAAGAAGCAGGAGCAAGACGUACUGGAGCGUGAGCUGGAGUACGCCGAUGUCCAGGCUUCGGGAGAGGCGCCGGGAAAGAAGAUCAAGGAUGAAAAGCUGACUCUGGCCGAGACCUAUUGUCGAUAUGCAGAUUACAGCAAAACCACGUGCAAGAGCAUCUACCUGAUGGAGCCCAUGACCAUCAACCCGGAACUGAUUGAAUCCGUGCUGAAGUACAUCGUUGAGGGAUCCCACGAGUGGCCCCGCGAGGGCACCAUCCUCAUCUUCUUGCCCGGCUUCGGGGAGAUCCAGUCGGUGCACGAUUCCCUGAUGGACAGUUCCAUUUUUUCGCCGCGCGCCGGCAAAUUCAUCCUAGUGCCACUGCACUCGGCCCUUUCUGGCGAGGAUCAGGCGCUGGUCUUUAAAAAGGCGCCGCCCGGCAAACGAAAGAUCGUGCUGAGCACCAACAUAGCCGAGACCUCGGUGACCAUUGACGACUGCGUGUUCGUGGUGGACUGCGGCCUGAUGAAGGAGAAGUGCUUCGACUCGAACCGCAACAUGGAGUCGCUGGACCUGGUCUGGGUCUCGCGUGCCAACGCCAAGCAGCGGAAGGGUCGUGCCGGCCGUGUGAUGCCCGGAGUGUGCAUCCACCUGUACACCAGCCACCGCUACCACCAGCACAUCCUCGCCCAGCCGGUGCCGGAGAUCCAGCGCGUGCCGCUCGAGCAGAUUGUGCUGCGCAUCAAGACGCUGCAGACGUUCGCCUCGCGCAACACGCUCUCGGUUCUCCUGGAAACGCUGGAGGCGCCCUCGGAGGACAGUGUUCUGGGUGCCUUGACCCGGUUGAGGGAUGUGGGCGCCCUCGAUGCGGAGGACCAGCUGACGCCGUUGGGCCACCAUCUGGCUGCGCUGCCCGUGGACGUGCGCAUUGGCAAGCUGAUGCUGUACGGGGCGAUCUUCCAGUGCCUGGACAGCGUGCUGACCAUCGCCGCCUGCCUGAGCAACAAGUCCCCGUUCGUGAGUCCACUGAAUAAGCGCACGGAGGCGGACAAGUGCAAGCGCAUGUUCGCUUUGGGCAACAGCGAUCACCUUACAGUUCUGCAGGCUUAUAGGAAAUGGUUGGACGUGGCGAGAAGGGGCAACUAUGCAGCCAGCAGAAACUAUGCCAGCGAGCACUUCCUGUCGCUCAACACUCUGGAAACGAUAGCCGACCUCAAGUACCAGUACCUGGAGCUGCUCGUGUCCAUUGGCUUUGUGCCCAUCAACGUGCCACGCAGGCGCAAAAAUGCAUGCGACAAUAUUUUAACGCUAACGGGUGUGGAGCAGAACCACAACGGGGACAACAACAGACUGCUGACCUCUCUCCUCUGCGCCGCUUUGUACCCGAACAUCGUGAAGAUCAUGACGCCAGAGCGCGUCUACGUCCAGACGGCCGGCGGUGCGGUGCCGCGGGAGCCGAGCCACCAGGACCUGCGCUUCAAGACCCGCGGCGAUGGCUAUGUGAAGAUCCACCCGUCGUCGGUCAACUCGCAAGUGGCCGUCUUCCAGGCGCCGUUCCUCGUCUACCAGGAGAAGGUGCGCACCAGCGCCAUCUACAUCCGCGACUGCUCCAUGCUGCCGCUCAUCGCCAUGGUGUUGUUUGCCGGCAGCGACUUUAAGGUGGAGCUGCACGACGGCGACUUCCUCUUUCUGCUGGAGAGCGGCUGGAUCAUCCUGAAGGCGCACGACCUCGAGACCGCCGAGAUGGUGCAGUGCCUGCGAGCGGAGAUGAUCAAGCUGCUGGAGGAGAAGAUCAGGGAUCCGUGCCUUAAUCUGCUGCACCACAAGAACGGAUGUCGCAUGAUCGCCAACAUCGUUCACCUGAUCAGCAAAAAUAGCUGAGAGGCUCCUCAUUUCACAACUGUUCAAAUCGUUUGUAAAUUGUGUGUAAAUGCUGUUAUAGCCGAUAUUUCAAAUCCCUGUAAUAUACGCCAAACGAGACCAAUAUCAACUCACUGAAACGAUGGCUUUAAACAACGCUUCUUAGGGUUUAUUUAUUGGGAAAAAGUAGAAUUGAAGUGCAUUUUGACUACUGUUACAAAAUGUUAUUGUAGUACUGCCUGAUUAAUCAUAAAGUAUUUUCAAUAGCAUUUUAGUUUUCAAUUUCCGUCUAAUUAAAAAAAAUCCAAAUACUCUUUAAAAUGGCUCAAAAGAUGUACUUCCCUCCACCCGUUAAAGAAAUAAAUGUUAUCAUAUCACGACUUAA
Messenger RNA from Drosophila ficusphila, 4323 nucleotides. Its product is annotated as putative ATP-dependent RNA helicase DHX57. The record is from RefSeq and is a predicted model, not a curated record. Gene Ontology annotation, molecular function: RNA binding; protein binding; metal ion binding. Lineage: Eukaryota; Metazoa; Arthropoda; Insecta; Diptera; Drosophilidae. Gene Ontology annotation, cellular component: intracellular anatomical structure.